Molecule: messenger RNA, 1437 nt
Organism: Lodderomyces elongisporus
Lineage: Eukaryota; Fungi; Ascomycota; Pichiomycetes; Serinales; Debaryomycetaceae
Gene: POL32
Product: DNA polymerase delta subunit
Exons: 1
Coding region: 1-1437 (478 amino acids)
Biological process (GO): DNA strand elongation involved in DNA replication; DNA synthesis involved in UV-damage excision repair; nucleotide-excision repair, DNA gap filling
Cellular component (GO): delta DNA polymerase complex; nucleus
Molecular function (GO): DNA-directed DNA polymerase activity
Source: RefSeq, a predicted model, not a curated record
AUGACAAUGGAUGCCACUGCAGAAGAAGUGGAGUAUCUUUCUCGUGAGAUUGUGAAAAAUUCUCGUCCGAUUUCGUAUCGAGAGUUUUCGCAUCUGUUGGAUAUUCAUCUUUCGCGAGCUAAACUCAUUCUUUACGAAUACUACAAAAAGAAUCAAUCGACACUUUCAGCUUCGUUCUUGAUUUCUGGCAUUGGUAAUGAUGGGUGCCGAUUAAUACAAUUCUGCGAAAAUGAGAAGAUAGCAGAUGAAAGAGAGCGAGAGUUUAAGCAAAUAUCGACGAUUCAUAUAUAUUGCGUGCAUAAAAAAGACUCAAGUUUCACAUUGAAUGAUCUUGCGUUGGAAGGAUUGAAAACAAGGAGCUCUUUGGAUGAAAUAGAAAAGUAUGAAAAGAAUGGAAUAAUAAUUGGUCCAAAACUAAGCUUUGCACAAGCAACACCAUUGAGCAGUGUACCUGCGUCGUCGCCAGUUGUUAAAACUCUUGAAAAGGAAGCAAGGAAACAACCAUCAUCAACGGUGAAGAGUGCCGGAUUAUCAUCUUCUUAUGUUUCUAGAAAACAACAACAACAACAACUGCAACAGACGAUGCCGGAAAAAAAGAGUGCAUUGACCUAUACAUCGCGCAAACCUAGCUCAUCCAACACUACUAAUGACAAGAGUAAUUCUAUACCCCAAAAACGAGCCCAUACCGAGCCUGAAACCCCGGUACUGAAGUACCAGUAUAAAUCGCGGAAACUUGAGGCGAAGCAGCCAAGAGAAAGAGUUAUUGUUAGUUCACACAAUCCCGAAGAUGAAGAAGAAUUAGAAGAGGAAGAAGAAGCUCAGGGAGAAGAGAGUGGUGGUUUUGAAUUCGAUAAUGAGAAGGGAGAUGGAGAACGACAAGGAAUAAAAGGGUCAUUUAAGGAGACACGACCACCACCGAAAACCAAACUUAGUGAUAUAUUCAACGAUGAUGACGAUGACGAAGAUUUCGAGUUUAGUGAUGACACCAAAAGCCAGGUCAUUGAAGAGGUAAAAUUGGAAGACGAUGAGAGUCGUAAUGAAACCGAUAAAGUGAGAACUAAUGACACAGUGGAGACUGGCAAGCAAGAAGAUGACGAUGGUGAUGACGAUGACCAAUUGUUUGUCAGCAGUCAGGAGCCAGCAGUUACGGAAGAAGGUGAGGGAGAACUUAGAAAUGAAAAUAAUACUCAAGCGGCUGAGAAUGCUAAUGAAGAAGGGGAUGAGGAUGGGGAUCUUGUUGAAGAGUUGGAUGAAGAAGGAUACACUGUGGUGAAGCGGAAGCCAAGACCAGUCACUAGACCUAAAUAUUCUACCAAUUCAAGAAAAACAUCAAAUAGGGCUGCGCCUCAAUCACUGAAACCUGCGGGUAAGAAAGCAAAUGAUGGAAAUAAGAAAAAAACUCAAUCAUCGCUAAUGAGUUUUUUUGGAAAGAAGUGA